AUGGAGAGCAGAGCUGCUACGACGCGGCGGUUAGGAUGCAAGGACGGUUGGUCGGAGAUCACAGUGAUUGGAAGCUUCAUACGAGACUUUGGAUUGAGGUGGAAGAAGGCUGAAACAGAUUUUUUUGUUGGUGAUUUUCUGUGCUUAUUGAACAAAGAUUUCGAGGUUUUUGUAUAUGACCUUUUGGGCCAGUUUUGGACAGCAAAGAUAUGGACAAUACAACAUAUUUAUGCAGAGGAAAACAGAGCAGCAACAACAGGCUUAGCAGUUUUUUUUAGAGUUAGCAUUUGGAUUGGUAUAGCAGGGUUUUAUGGGCAGCAAGAUAGCAGUUUUGACAGGUCUUGUUGCAACUUUAAUCAAGGUUUUGAAACUGUUUGUGUUUUGAAUAUAAGGCUGCCAUGA
Molecule: messenger RNA, 402 nt
Organism: Vicia faba (fava bean)
Lineage: Eukaryota; Viridiplantae; Streptophyta; Magnoliopsida; Fabales; Fabaceae
Source: the annotation of a GenBank genome assembly